AUGGCUACUUCAACUGAAACAGAAGAGUAUGUGCUGUUGAAACUUCUGGUAAACGAAGAAACUAACAAAGUUGUAUUCGCUGAAGCUGGGAAGGAUUUUGUGGACAUUCUCUGUAGCUUCUUAACAUUACCAUUAGGAACCAUCGCAAAACUUUCGCAGAAGGAUUCUAACAUGGGGCCAGUAACCAUCAAUUGUCUCAACACGCUCUAUCAAAGUGUUUCAGAUCUUGACGAGUGUCUAUGCUCGGAGACAAACAAUGAAUUGUUGUUGUAUCCCAGGAACUCGUCAGAAGAUUACUGCAGCACUCUUAAAAUUAACAUUGAUGAUCUUGAGUAUACCGAGUACUUCAUGUGUGAUAACAAAUAUUGUGGUAGUGACAGCAAUGAUUAUGGUUAUUCUUUUGCCUCUUAUUAUUUGAGCACGUCCAGACAUCAUAAAGCCGCGUGUUGUGGGAAGAGUUAUAACCGUUCUGUUUUCCUGAAACCAUACAAUAAAGGAUUUGUUAACAGUGUUGCUACUUUUGUUAUUACUGAUGACUUGGUUAUUAUGCCAAACUCCAUGGUUCAUAACAGCUUUUCUCUUCUUCAGAAUUCUGGAAUGAUCGCAACUUCUGCAAAAGAAAUGACCGUACAUGUUACUGAGGAAAAGGUACUUGAUCUUCUAAAGUGUGCCAUGGUUUCUAAAUCACCUCUGACAGAUGUUUUUCUAGGAAAGAAACCGUCCAUCCAGAGUUUUUGGUUUUACUGUUGUGAUCUUGAAAACAGUGACAAUAUUCAAUUCACCCUUCAGCUAGUUAUUAGAAAAUCAGAUAGGAAGGUAUUGUUUGCUUAUGGGGAGCAUGACUUUGCAGAUUUACUAUUAAGUUUUCUUACUUUUCCUUUGGGAGGUGUUGCCAGUAGGUUAGGACGAUAUGAUUCUAUAGGCAGUAUUGGUCGAUUAUACAGAAGCAUAGUUGAAUUAGAUGAAAACAAAUAUUUUAUGUCAAAAGAAGCGAAGAACAGGGUCGUUGAUCCUCACUUGGACAAGGAGACGGAGUUCAAAUCAAACACAGAGAUAUUACAGAAAGACAAGUCAAGUGAUUACUACUUUUGUUAUUAUCAAGGUGAAAGUUACAAACAAAGUAUUAUUAAUGAUCAAUUUUUCAUAAGCAAUGAAUAUAGGAGUGAUAAUAAAAAAUGUAUAACAAUGAAACUUGUUAACGCCCGGAAAGGCUCGGCAAGUAAGGAUCAAGGUUAUGUGAAAGGACCAAGAACAUAUCUAGUUACAGAUGACUUGGUUAUUGGACCUUCAUCUCCAAUUUCAGGUCAAUUAGUAAUCAAUCGUUUGCAGAUUCCUCCUGAUGACCUGAAGGAAAAAGUUGUCAUGAUUGGUAUCAAAGAGUGUGUGAACAUAUUGAAAGCUGCUUUGAUAUCAACAUCAGCUCUAACAAAUGGUCUCAGUCACUUGUUAACUGAAGCUAAGUAG
This is a messenger RNA of Vicia villosa (hairy vetch), 1464 nucleotides long. RefSeq lists its product as uncharacterized. The transcript has 3 exons. Lineage: Eukaryota; Viridiplantae; Streptophyta; Magnoliopsida; Fabales; Fabaceae. The record is from RefSeq and is a predicted model, not a curated record. The coding region runs from base 1 to 1464 and encodes 487 amino acids.